AUGGCAAUGGCAAAUAUCGAUUAUGAUUUCUUGAUGAAAUUUCUCGCACUCGGUGAUUCUGGUGUGGGCAAGACAAGUUUUUUAUAUCAAUAUACAGAUGGACAAUUUCACUCAAAAUUCAUAUCCACAGUGGGUAUUGAUUUUCGGGAGAAGCGGUUGAUCUACACAUAUCGCGGCCGCAAUCAUCGCAUUCAUCUACAACUCUGGGACACUGCCGGUCAGGAGCGUUUUCGUUCGUUGACCACUGCUUUCUAUCGCGACGCCAUGGGCUUUCUGCUCAUCUUCGAUAUGACCAACGAGAAAUCAUUCCUUGAAAUCACCAAUUGGUUAGAGCAAUUGCGCAUGCAUGCCUACUCCGAGGAUCCGGAUGUAGUGUUGUGUGGCAAUAAAUGCGAUUUGGAGGCAGCGCGUGCGGUUAGUCAUGAACAGGUACGAGCACUUGCCGAUCGCUAUGGUUUGCCCUACAUCGAAACAAGCGCAUGCACUGGCUUCAACAUUCGACAGGCUGUGGAAUUGCUGGUGGAACGCGUAAUGAUACGCAUGGAGAAUGUAGCAACUAAUUCCGAACUAUCGCGACUGAUGACACAGACACGUUGCAUGCCAAAUAUAGGAUUUCCCGGUGGUGGAGGUGGUGGUAAUGGGGGUACGGUGCGUCUUGGUUAUGGCGAUACUGAACUGACUGAGGAGCAGGAGCAAGAUAGAAAUUGCAGGUGUUAAAAGUACGGCCAUACUCUUUUAACUAAUUAAACUAUGCAUAUUUGCUGUUUGGUACAAUAAUAGUUUAAUAUACUAAUACCUAGUAGUUAGCUGUGUGAGUUUGUGAAAGCGACUUUUUAAAACAAAGUGGUGCCAAUGUUGUUACAAAUUUAAAUAAAAGAAAAUACCUAUUUAAUAUACAUACUUAAAAAAAUGCUCAAUUCUUGUAAU
This is a messenger RNA of Rhagoletis zephyria (snowberry fruit fly), 927 nucleotides long. RefSeq names its product RAS oncogene family member Rab27 (gene Rab27). The record is from RefSeq and is a predicted model, not a curated record. Gene Ontology annotation, molecular function: GTPase activity; GTP binding. Lineage: Eukaryota; Metazoa; Arthropoda; Insecta; Diptera; Tephritidae.